GUAUAAUUUAAAUUCUUUUACAUUUUAUUGCUUCAAUUUAAGUUGAAAAUAUGUGUGUGAACGAAGAGAGAUAUAAUAAAUUUAUAAGAUUUUUGAAAUUGUACUUUUUCAUUAAAUUAAACGUCAUAUUGGAAUAAACUUAUUAUUAUUUAUUUAGUUACAGUAUUGGAUUAGAAACUAUAAAUUGCAGUAAAAUAAGAUUUAUUAAUUAACACGCAAAAAUUAAAAAUAAUUCUAUGAAAUACUAUAAAAUUUCUGUUUUGCUGUAAGUUUUUGUGUUGUACUAUUUUGCUGGGCUAUUUGGAGAAAAAAAUUUAUAUUAAAGAAAUUAUAAAAAAUUUCUUACUUAGAAAUUGGCAUUGUAAUAUAUAUUAUGUAUAUACAUAUACAUAUUAUGUAUAAUUUUAUUGUUGCUUUACUGCUGCGUUUAUUCACGACAUUAGAUUUAUUCUUUUUACUUUUUGAACAUCUUAUCUUUUUUUCUUUUUCUCUUCAACAGGAAAAGAAAAGGGAAAAAGGUAAACUGUGCAAGAAGUUCAUCUAAGAAGCUUUCUAGAGCUCAAGAAUCAAGUCAACACGAAAAUUAUUUUGUCUUUAUUUGAUAUUCAGUGAGAGACAGAUAAAAGUCUCCUGUGUCAAAUUGUGUCACUUAUACUGGAAAGUUUCUAAGGAGAAGCUUUUCAGAAAAAGACAAAUUGACAUAGAAAUUCUUCGUUUGACAUUCAAUGAGAGACAAAAAGACAAAAUUCUUCUGUGUGGAUUUGUGUUAUUUUCAAAGAACAAGUUGUUUAGCAAGUGACAUGAAUCGACAUAGAAGUCAUUUUUGCCUCAGUUUCCGAGUAUGAAACAAAGACUGAGUGAUAUUAAAUGUUGAUUUAUGUCACUUGCUGAAAAGCUCCCAUGUUCUUAACAAUAAUAGUAAAUUACAAUAAUACUAAGCUCUUAUAUUCUUCGUGGAAAUAAGUAACACAAUUUCACACAGAAGACAUUCUUUGUCUCUCACUGAACAUCAAACGAAGACUGAACGAUUUUCUAGUUGAAAGCUCCCCAUGUUUAACAGUUUAUUCGUCUGGUAUUCAUUCGUCGCCAUGUUUGCUCACUUGCUCGUAGCAUUAGCAGAGUUGAGCAGCGUUUGAAAUAGAGAUUCAGGUUUUUUCCGAGGCGAGGCGCUCGUGGUCUUGAUCACGCGGUUCUCGAUAGGGCGUCGGGCGACCGGGUAUCAGCUGAUUGCAUGUAGUUUCGUUUAAGCGGUCGCGUCGGACGGUUCCUUUCGCUUUAAAUUUUCUAUUCUCGAUUAGCAAUGAGUGUCUCGAAAGUGCCAAGCAACGAUUAUUGCGAUUACCGUUCUCCUCUGUCGACCCGGUAUGCCUCGAAGGAGAUGCGCUACAAUUUCAGCGACCAGAAUAAGUUCAGCACAUGGCGCAAGCUCUGGAUUUACCUGGCCAAGGCCGAAAUGUACGAAGAUCGUGGUACGGUCGACGACAAAGGUGACGUACAGAUCACUCGAAGGUAUCUGCAGCCCAAGAAGACCUCGUCCACGACUACUACCACCACCUCCAAUACCUCCAUCACCAUGCCAGAAUCGCCGAUCGCACCAAACGAUUCUAAGGAUGACCGGAAGCAAAUCCCACCGAUUUGCCCGCCGAAUGGUGGCAAAUCCUCCGAUAACGGUCAGGUCAACGAUCCAUCACCACCGGUCGUCAAAUCCUCCAGUCGUAGCCGCAACGCCACUCGUUAUUCCACCAUGCUGGCCAUGUCGGCCAUGGACGAGGUUCUGUUCGUGGAUGGUAGCGAGUUCACGAAACCACCACCACCACUGCUUCCGCAGGUGGUGCUCACAGACAUUAACGACAACGUGCAGCCGCUGCACGACGGGCAUUGCCACUUCCGGGACAAGAUGCAGCCGAAGAAAGAAGGCGCGGACGUUUUUCCCAACUUCGACAUGUGGAACUCCAAUCUGAUGCCCGCGCUACCUCAGUCGCCCCCUAAGGAUUCCGACAGCCGACGAGUGACGAGGUACGAGCCGCUGGAUAAACUGCCGAAGAAAUCGCUGCGCGAACGCUGGGAGACGGGAGCCGAGUGUCGACCGUCGCGGCUAUCCACGUUUGUCAAUGGAUACGCUAGCGGCAACAAUGUCGCGAGUCUUCAUCCUGCAAAUUGUAGUUUCUCCGCCAGAAAGACCGUCAAUCAGAGUCGACCGAUCGCCGCCGUCCGCUGUGAACAGAAUUAUCCGGCGUGUUACGUGCUGGUGCAAUCGUCGCCAGCCUGUCUUUACCCCGCGAAGGACAUCACCUGUCCGUCGAAGCCGUUGUCGCUCGCCGCUCAUCACGACUAUCGAUUGUACGGGCAAUGCAACGAGCAGAUCGAGAUCCGCGAACCCUACUCGUCAUCAUGUUCCGUUCAGAUCGAUGGUGAGAAACUUUACAGCGACUACGAGAUUUGGCGCGGCGGCGGUCCUGGAGUUUUGACGAAAGUGAUGGAAAACGGCAAUGGGAUGCCGCGUCCACCGGCCGAUCCGUUCGCCAUCACCACGUCACCGUCGUCAUCGUACUACGUUCAGAAUUACGCGCCGAAUCUCGUAUUGAAUUUCACGCCGAUCCGCACGUCCGCCUCGGCACCUGGUUUUGUUUUGUCCGACCUGGUGAACGACUACGACGACAAGCGCCCCAGACCGAUCUUGAAACAGGAAACCGUCCGCGUUUAGUGGACGCUUAUUCCUUCCUCUCCUAUCUCUUGCUCCCCCCUCUCUCUUUUGAUAUUUUAUAUCAGAUUAGAGGCGAUUUUUACGUUUAUUUUUCGCUCUAAUGGGACGAUCAUUAAGACUAUUAUUUUAACUAUUGACGUUGUUGCCAAAGAUUUGCAUGUAAGUGGCACAAAGAUUUUUUUUUAAGUGAUAAAGCGUGGCUAAUGCGAUUUCUUUGAUUUACAGUUUAAUGUAAUUUGCGUUUUUUUUUUAAGUAUUUUAUCAGUAAAUGCCAUGUUACUGUUUUUUAAAAAAAACUGCGUAUGUAAUCGUUGGCAUGUAUUUUUUAACUGUCUAUAGUUAAUAGCGGCUCGCUUGCAGGAUACAUUGGCGGGACCGCGAAUUUAUAUUGAAUUAAGUCUCGCGCCGACAUUAUUUACUAUUAUAUUUGUUUUAAAGGCCAAGUGAAUCACGCACCCGUAUAUUUUCUAAUCGUACAGCUUUUAACGGGUUUUAGAUUUUUUAUCGUUAUAUUUUUUGUUAUCGUCGCCCGAUCGGAAACUUCAGAGAUUUGCGACGGAAAUUAAGCGCCGACCUCUUCUUCAGAAAUCACGCUAUAUUUCAAGAAUUUUACAAGACUGAAGACUCGACAAGUCAAAUGUAAAAUCGACAAUAAGUUAGAUUAAGCUAGAUUAUUAUUACAAGCAGAUUACGUGACGCAUAUCACACUUUUGGCGGCAUUAAAAUUUUUUUUUUUUUUUUAUUUUGGAAUGUCGCAAAGAAAUAAUCAUGUUCCUUCGAUAGUUUUAUCUUAUACUAAGUUACAACUAUAAUAUAAUUAACAAUCCGUGAUUGGCGCUACUCUCUUUUUUUUUUUAAUCAUGUCCGCGCGAAGACGAGUAUAAGAGACUGUGUGUUGUUCCUUUAAUCGCUGUUCCUAAUGACUAUUAUUGUAAGGAAUAUAGAUUUUUAACGAGGCAAUCUACGAUUGACGUUUCCGUUUUGUUUUUUACGCUGAUACGCGCACUAUCGACGCGAGGGAUCUGUUGCAAUUGUAAGCGCAACUGUUUACGUGGGAGACGGAGAAGUGUGUCCCUGUGAUCGACCGCAUUUCGGGCAAGUGUCCGAUUUUCGUUUAAUAUUCUGCGAAUAGAAAUCAUUUUUCAUUACUUAAUUCUAACAAUUUAUGGAUCGUUAUUUUAUUACUUACAGUUCUGACUUGAUCACGAAGAAGUAAUUGACAAUCGGUACACCGUACUUUUUUUAUAUCCGUGCCUAUGAGCCUCGUUAUCUGAAAUCAGUAUUUUUUGUUAACAAAUUAAUUAAAUAAAAGUGUGUUUUUAUUAGAUAAAAA
Messenger RNA from Monomorium pharaonis (pharaoh ant), 4037 nucleotides. RefSeq names its product adenylosuccinate lyase (gene Adsl). The transcript has 2 exons. Gene Ontology annotation, molecular function: N6-(1,2-dicarboxyethyl)AMP AMP-lyase (fumarate-forming) activity; (S)-2-(5-amino-1-(5-phospho-D-ribosyl)imidazole-4-carboxamido) succinate lyase (fumarate-forming) activity. Gene Ontology annotation, biological process: 'de novo' AMP biosynthetic process. Gene Ontology annotation, cellular component: cytosol. Bases 1301 to 2704 code for a protein of 467 amino acids. The record is from RefSeq and is a predicted model, not a curated record. Lineage: Eukaryota; Metazoa; Arthropoda; Insecta; Hymenoptera; Formicidae.